Messenger RNA from Penicillium riverlandense, 2724 nucleotides. RefSeq lists its product as uncharacterized. The coding region runs from base 1 to 2724 and encodes 907 amino acids. Lineage: Eukaryota; Fungi; Ascomycota; Eurotiomycetes; Eurotiales; Aspergillaceae. Gene Ontology annotation, molecular function: triacylglycerol lipase activity. The transcript has a single exon. The record is from RefSeq and is a predicted model, not a curated record.
AUGAGCUCCGUUUCCGCCGACCGCUCCCCGAGCGGUCUGCCGGAGCAGACAUCCACGACCACCAAGGCCCUACGACAGCUGCCAGAGCACCAUGACUCUUAUUCUUCGGUCUCGUCUUCCAAUCUGGUCGCCUCCGACGACUCCCCGUCAAACUACGCGUCCUCUUCGAGCUCCGAUAGCGAUGAGCUGCCACCGCAACCGGCCGACCCUGCCGACGAGGAUGCCGCCAGCAACAUCGUGGGUGUGAGCAUCGGUCGUGCCCAGAGCCGCAUAAAGGCCCAUGCAACUCCAGCCGAGGAAAAGAAUAGAGUACUGGAGAGCAAUGGCGGGUACUUUGCCGAAGUACCGGAUAUCGUGAGCGACGACGGCCUGUUUGUGUCGGGUCUUACAGCCGAGCCAGACUCCGUGGAGUCCGCUUCGGACGCGGCAGCAGUAGCAGCAGUGCAAAGCAGAGCUCCGACGACAUAUCCGUCUGCAAAAGUUCCCGGGGAGCGUCAGUCUCCUGUACCCGAUGCCAAAGAUGCUGCAGCUCUCAACCAACGGUCGAGUUUCACCCGGUCCCUGCUCACGCUGCCGCGACGGCCGCGUGCAUGGUCUGGCGAGCUGAAAAGAUUUCUGCCGGACUUGGGCUCUCUCACGAAACGGCCCUCCCUGCCAUUCCGAACGGGCAAUCAAAUUCGGUCUCGCAGUCGAACACUUGGGAAUCCUAGUAAACUGAGCCCCGGGCUGCAGACGAGGACCUACUCCUUGGAUCGGCGGCUCCCACAAAACCCCUCAUUUGUUGACGGCGAAGAUAAAUAUGAAGGUGAUGACUCCCGGCCCAUCUCGGAGCUACCACCAUUGGAUAGGGCCUCCGCUGCAAAACAUUCGUUCCACCGGCGGCCCAGCGCAGCGAUUCCCGGACGCCCACCGAGCCUGCGGCGGUCAUCGUCCGAUCAGUCGCUGUAUCUCCGGGCGUCGUCGACGGCCUCGUCACUAGAGCAGCGGCCGCUGUAUGAGAAUAUCCACUCGCAAGUAAACAGCCGGUUCAAGGCAAUCAAGGACAGUCUGCAAGACUCGAGCAGCCGCCUGCUAAAUAUGCCGACCUUGCAUCUGCAGGACAUGCGCACUGACUGGAGUACUCGGCCAUUCAUGCCGGAACUGGGAGGCCCGAAGUCGACGGCCACAUUUGGUGAUAACAAUCGAGCACGCGGCAUUGAAACGCCCCCGUCUCCUCCGAAGAAUAUCGCGUCCUCAAUAAAUCCAGUUCUGGAAGAGGCAAUGGCGGAGCUGACGGGUGAUGUGGUCAUUUUGGGUGGCUACCGAGGGUCGGUUCUGCGCUCGGCCAAGCCGCCACACCGGCAGCUCUGGGUACCGAUGAAAGUCGGGCUGAACCUGCGUCGGGUUGACUUGGAGGUCGGCCUAACGGCUGAAGCUGAGGAGCGCAUGGAGGAAACGAUCAUUCCGUCCGGUGUGCUGUCGCAUGUUGGGCCGGUCGACGUGUGUAGGCGACUGAUGAAACGGCUGCGCAAGUGCGAUAAUGCCCUGCGCGGCGACCUGCGCGUCUGGGAUUAUGGAUAUGAUUGGCGACUCAGCCCGGAGCUGCUGUCGCGUAAACUCAUUGCAUUUCUGGAGAACCUGCCGUCCAACCAGCCACCACCCGAAGGUGUUCCUCCCUCGCGACACAGUCGCGGUGCCACAGUCAUUGCCCACAGCCUGGGCGGCCUCAUCACCCGGCAUGCCGUGAACCAGCGGCCGGAAUUGUUUGCGGGUGUGGUGUAUGCUGGCGUGCCCCAGCACUGUGUCAACAUCCUGGGUCCGAUGCGCAACGGUGACGACGUCCUGCUCAGCUCGCGUGUCCUGACAGCUCAGGUCAACUUCACCUUCCGCACGAGCUAUGCUCUUCUACCAGAGGAUGGACAUUGCUUCAUUGACCAGAAUACCAAGGAGGAAUACCGCAUUGACUUCUUCGACGCCCGUACUUGGGACGAGUACCGGCUCUCCCCUUGCAUCGCCCCGGCUCUGCCUCCCACCACCGGCAAGGGCUUCCCUCUGAUCGGGAAGCGGUUCUCUCUCAGCAACCGUGACGAACCAGAAGAUCUUCCGGACAUUCGGCACUCGCAUGCCAUGACCACGACGGACGAGCAUAUCACCGCCCGCAAUCCUCCGCGCACCAUCGCAUCCGAACGCCCAGUCUCGGCCUUAUUUACACCUAACGGCGUCGCAGCGUCUACCUCUGAAAAAACACACCCCUUGCUCUCGGCACCCGUGGAGGGCCUCGUCGGUCCCACUACAAGUCCUCGUGGCAGUGCCGCAACCUCCAAACCUGCUACGACGAGUACUAUCCCCCGCGCUGUGGCUAUCGAGUACCUACAGCGUACCCUUGCAGAAACCAAACGCUUCAAGUCCAACCUAGCCUUCCGACCCGCCCAUCAGUCCGAAAACAGAUAUCCCCCUGCCGCAGUGCUGUACGGGAAGAGCGUACCCACUGUGUACGGGGCUCGCGUCGCUUCGCGUGAUGGCAUCAAGCAUCAGGAUUCGUACGAUGAUCUAGCCUUCGCGGCUGGUGACGGUGUGUGUCUUGCUUCGGCUGCGAUGCUCCCGCCUGGAUAUCGCCUUAUCCGCGAUGGGUUGGUGAAGACUGAUCGGGGUCAUGUCGGACUGCUGGGCGACCUGGAUGGUGUGGGACAGUGCUUGAAGGCGAUUAUAAGGGGGAGAAAAGAAGGCGUCGGGCUGGGGAAGUAA